Diaporthe batatas is the source of this 420-nucleotide messenger RNA. RefSeq lists its product as uncharacterized. The record is from RefSeq and is a predicted model, not a curated record. The transcript has a single exon. Bases 1 to 420 code for a protein of 139 amino acids. NCBI's taxonomy places the organism in Eukaryota, Fungi, Ascomycota, Sordariomycetes, Diaporthales, Diaporthaceae.
AUGUCGUGGGCCCACAACCUCUCCACAGCAGCCGCCACACUCUACGGCGGGCUGUGCAUAGCCUCAGCCCUCCCCUUCGCAGGCGUGCACGUCUCCAUCCCCUGGGUGACACCCCGGCGCCCCCCCGGAAACUCCCAGUCAUGGCUCGCCUACUACGCCGAGAAGAACGCCUGGAUGGCCCGGCUCUCGGGCGGCCGCCUGACGCCCCGCCAGGCCGGCUACGCGGGCGCCGCGCUGCGCGUCGCCGUCGGCGCCUGCUGCAUCUGGGGCAGCCGGCUGGUGCGCGAGGCCGCGCUGCUGCUCAACGGCGCCGUCGUGGCGCGCGGGACUGUCCUUGCCGCGAGGGACGGCCGGCCUAUGCGGCCGCAGUGGACUAUGCUUGGGGUUAUUGGGCUUUGCCUGUUGCUGGGGAGGCUUUGA